GAGGCUUCACGUGGGGAAGGUCGAGGGAAGAAGAGACGUCAGACGUCGAUCUCGCCGCUGAGCGCGAGCAGGGGUGCAUCCGGCUUCGCCUCUUCCCCUCGUAGCAGAGCCAGGUCGGUCAAAGUCUGCAGAGACGCGAGGGGCUGGCGAUGGCGCCCAGGGCGAACACUGACAUUGCGCCUCCCCAGCAUACCGGCUUUACAGAAGGGGCGACAUCAGAUGAAGGACUGGUCACACGUGUGGGAGUUAAUGCUGCUGUAAAGGACAGUCUGGACAUACAUUGAAACAUCCAAUCUCUCUGGAGAAUCAUAAUAUGUUAUGCAGGUUACACUAACAACAUGGCAGCUAGAAUGCUGAGAUUCCUGGGUGUAUCUUCUCAGACAGUAGGCCAGCGGUUCAAUAGUUAUGGACAUCUAGCAUCAAGCAACAAUUUUUGUGGGAUUUCAAGCAAUUCUUUAUCUGCAAAAAGAUCAUUUAAUCUAUGCACUCCAGAUACAGUGGGUUCUCACUUAACCAAUGUUUGUGGGCACGCUAAAACCUGGCAGAGAUUACAGGCUGAUGUUACUACUGCAGCAAAGACUAUGAAUUUUUUUAUUAUGAAUAUCAGUCCACCAGCUCUGGAACAAUUUCAUGCUCUAAAAUCUUCAAUUUUUAAGCACAAUCCAGUGCGACAUUAUUCAGUAUUAUCAACUGGUAAAAUCAUACCAAAGCAAGGUACUGUGUCAACCAAAAGGCCACCAAAGGCAUCUAGGACCAAGCAACCAUCCAGAGCUAAUCUGCCACAACUGUCUGAAACAGAGGAUCUUAUGCAGUGCACAGCCUUUGCAACCGCAGAUGAAUAUCAUCUUAGUAACCUGUGUCAUGACCUGACGUCACAGGGAUAUGUUGAAGUAACAACACUGCCUAGAGAUGCAGCAAACGUUUUGGUGAUUGGCACAGAAAACACAAUGAAAGAGUAUGAUCCUGGGAUUAUCUUUUUUUUCAGGGAAGGGUCUGUUGUCUUCUGGAAUACUGAAGAGAAAACAAUGAAGAAUAUAAUGCAAGUACUAGAAAGGCAUGAAAUUCAGCCAUAUGAAGUUGCUUUGAUUCAUUGGGAGAAUGAAGAGAUUAACUACAGAAGAGGAGAAGGGCCAUCAAAGCUUCAUAGAGGAGAAAUCCUGAUUAAUUCAGAACUAGAUAUUGAUGAAGUCACUCUAGAGAAGUUUGCUUUUUCAAAUGCUCUUUGCCUUUCUGUAAAACUGGCCAUUUGGGAAGCAUCCUUGGAUAACUUUGUAGAAUCUAUCCAAUCAAUACCUGAGAUACUGAAAUCAAGAAGGAAAGUGAAACUCUCUCAUGCUGAUGUUAUGCAGAAAAUAGGGGAAUUGUUUGCCUUAAGGCACCAUAUAAACCUCAGUUCAGAUCUGCUGAUCACUCCAGAUUUCUACUGGGACAGAGAACAUCUUGAACAGCUUUAUGAUAAAACAUGUCAAUUUCUCAGUAUUAAUCGCAGAGUAAAGGUGAUGAAUGAAAAGCUUCAACACUGCACAGAGCUGACAGACUUGAUGCGAAGUCACUUGAGUGAAAAACAUGCCUUGCGCUUGGAGUGGAUGAUAGUGAUCCUCAUAACCAUAGAGGUCAUGUUUGAACUUGGCAGAGUGCUUUUCUAAUAACGGCCUUAAAUGGCAACUGAGAAGUGUGCUUGUCAAAUGUAUGGAAACCAUCCUAGCAACUGCUGUUCUUGUGCUGCUUUCUUCUGAAUAAUGUAUAAACACUUGUUGCAUAUAUAAAGAUUGAUGUAAUUAGGUUACUGUUAAAUCACUUCCUAUAUUACUUGAAAAUUAUGGUGUGAAGUAGAUCCUUACUUGGGAUGUUUUAUAUUCUUUAUAAAGGAGAUUUAAAGGCUAGCUUUACUAACAAUGUAUCCAAACUGCUGUUUUAUUGGCUGUGCUAGACAAAAUUGUGUAAUUGAACAGCCUGCACAACAGCAAUCUUUGGUCUGAAAGAUCAUACCUUGUUUCAAAGGUACACUUGUUAUGCAUACCUGCCAUGUACAUUUGUCAGCAUCAAGAGAUACUUUUCAUAAACUGUACCGCAGCAAAUGUGUAGAUUACCAGUGGACAGGUAGCAUGCCAGGGAAAAGAUAUGCUGAGUCCUCCUUCAUAUGCUUGUCUCAGAUGUGCAGUAGGAAUUUUUCAAAGAUUUGUCCCAUGCCUGUAGGCUGAAAUGGCAACAGUUCGGGUGUUUAAUGCAGAAUAGGGCCAUAGUUUGGGGUCCAAAACAGAAAAAUGAGCCAAAUUCUGUUUCUUUAAAGAAAAGGGUGUGUGUGCACCUGAACAUUUCUUGGCUACCUCGGACCAAAAUCUGUAUUGAACUGCUAAACACAGUUACUAGUCAAAAACAAGCAACUUAACUGACAAUACAGGAAACUCUUUUAUGUAGAGAAACAUGAAAAGAAAUGCUAUAGGAAACCUCAGGAGGAAGAGAGUUCUGGGAAUAGGAGUGCUCAGGUACUUACCUUGCCAAGGUCCCUCCGUAUGUAUGAACUGCUGCUUUCAGAUGAGAACAAAGAAAGCUUAUCCUGUGAACUAAUUUCAUGCUGAUUUAUUCAGAUAAGAAUUGGUUUUUAUACUCCACAAUUUUUCAAUUUUAAGGAUUCUCAAAGUGGCUUACAAUCAUAAUCCCUUCCUUUAACUGCUUUUCCAAAUACUAGACUCUUGGCAAUCCUGAACACAAUCAGUCAAUAUAAUUGAGUACCCCCAAAUUCUCUGUUCUGUCCCAGCCACUCAUAGUUUUUCAGGUUUUCUGUUAAUUAGUAAUCUCAUGUACACACACACCACACACGGAGGAAACUAGGUCCUUUAUUAUUUCAGUUCUUUCAACUUUGUAUUAUUUUUGGGAUGGAGAUAUUAGAAUCGUUGAGCUCUUCUAGAUGUGUCUGUAUCACAGAUGUGUAUUAAUAGUAUUAUAGUUACAAUUCUUUACUCCCAAUUUUUUUAAAAAAUCAUUCAAAUCAAUUAAUGCUG
Messenger RNA from Sphaerodactylus townsendi, 3002 nucleotides. RefSeq names its product required for meiotic nuclear division 1 homolog (gene RMND1). The transcript is spliced from 13 exons. NCBI's taxonomy places the organism in Eukaryota, Metazoa, Chordata, Lepidosauria, Squamata, Sphaerodactylidae. Gene Ontology annotation, biological process: positive regulation of mitochondrial translation. The coding region runs from base 339 to 1646 and encodes 435 amino acids. The record is from RefSeq and is a predicted model, not a curated record.